This is a messenger RNA of Acanthaster planci (crown-of-thorns starfish), 10691 nucleotides long. RefSeq lists its product as uncharacterized. Gene Ontology annotation, molecular function: protein binding; scavenger receptor activity. The record is from RefSeq and is a predicted model, not a curated record. NCBI's taxonomy places the organism in Eukaryota, Metazoa, Echinodermata, Asteroidea, Valvatida, Acanthasteridae.
AUCGACUCCGAAGGCGAAUUAUCACUGAAUGUUGCGAGGGAUGGGAAUACAGAUCAGUUACGAAUGACUGCCUGAUGCGUAAGUGUUGGAAGACGUGAUUGGAACGGGGGCAGAAUAGACAAAGUAUUGGCCCACUCGAAAGUAGCAUCCCGUCAAAAAUCAGGUUUUGGCCUUUCUUGUACCGUUGGUAAAACUCUAGGCUCGAGUAAAAACCUAAAAGAAUAACUAAAACUUACACGCUAACUCUAAACUAAUGUUUAGGUACAUGUAGCACGAAAUGUCGGUGCCCCUUUACACGGUAGCCGGCCAUUAUAGACAGGGGUCUCAUUUAUGCCCCAUUAUUUGCACCGAUUGCUGUCAAUUCUACGCUGAGGCAAUGGACGAGGCUACCGAGAGGGACAUGGAAUACGGUAUGUACUGGUACAUCAUCAUUUGGGAAACGAGACUUGUUAGAAGCCAAAGUCCCCCUCCCAUUAGCGUGUUGACUUGUAGCGUUCCCUGAGGGUGACACAUUCUACAGCUUUUGUUUUCCACUUGGGUGAAAUAAUGGCUAGCGUUAUAAAGUGCUCAAUGACACUUUUUGCUCACUGCUAAAGGGAUUAAAAUGUUUAGUGAUAAAUUUAAAUCUAGGAAAAGAAUGAUGUAAAAUUAUGUUACAUUCUUUUCUUGUAAUGAUUAAACCACACAAACAGACAAGCUGGCUCGGUGGUGUUUGUUGUGUUUUAUUCUUAUUUGGUUCAAAAAAUCUGGUCCCACAGAAACCUAGGAUCGCUUACAUUAAUAUGUUAUCGAUUGCGUUAACAUGACUUUUGGACGUAUGCCAAGGCGUGACAUCAAAAAUGCCUUUCGGAACAGUUGCACAUUCGUGGGAUUUUACGCCGACAAAAGUCCCAGAGGUGGAAAGAUUAUGUAUUUAUUGUAUCAUUAUUGCGUGUCUUAUUUUGUGUUGAGCUUGUGGGUCAUGGAUCAACGGAAGUCCCUGGAAUUCUCGACAUUUAACAAAUUAGAACACCGCGUGUUUACAUGGCAUGAUGUUGAUUUAUGGCAACGGAAACUGCCACGGUAUACAGGAAGCGUAUUUCGGCAGUUGCUUGCAAAAAAACCCAAUCCAAAUCAGCUUUGUUCUUGAUGAAUGCAUCACUUCUCUGUGAACUGUCAACCGACAUAGCCCGACUUUUCGAGUUUUGCCAUUCAAGCAAAUCUCAACAGUGAUUUCUGUUACGUGCACAUUUCAGGGCCAGGCAACCAUUCCAAAUACUUCACUGUUUUGGGUAAUUUUAAACGUGACAAUUUCGGGACACGGUUGUGCAAGGGAGGACCACUGGGAACAUUACUCUGAGUGCUCUGCAAGCAAUCGAAAUAAAGGGAAAUCGACCUUGUCCAAGAAGACAUUGCAGCAGCACUGAACGGUGAUGUUGAUCCACACUCUCACUGUAGGCCUAUAUUUCUGUCUCCUUUUGGCGCCAAGUUGGGCUUUAUCAAGUUCCGAUGCCCACACGUGUUUGCGCACGGAAACGUACAGGACAUCCUACAGCGGAACAGUAUCCGUAAAAAGACGGCAAAAUUACUCCAUCGGGUGUGGUUUCUUAGGCUGGGGACGAUGUAAAAAGCAUCGUUAUGUCUAUAGCACUGGAUACCGACAGCGGUAUCGAACGAGCAGGAGACAACGGAGAGUGUGCUGCACAGGUUGGCGGUACAACCCGGCAAGAGAUAAUUGCCUUCUGCCUAUAUGUGACCCGACCUGCAUAUCAGGCCAAGGUGUCUGCACCGCCCCCAACACCUGUACGUGCUCCCCAGGCUACGAGGGAUCCCGCUGUGAGCACACAUGCCAGGCAGGGCACUACGGCCAGAACUGCGCCUCCACCUGCAGCUGUCAGAACGGCGCGGCAUGCGACCCGGCAUCGGGGGCGUGUUCCUGCCUGCCGGGGUGGCAGGGGAGCACCUGCAGCCAGCCCUGCGCGGAGGGGUUCUACGGAGACCACUGCUCAUCCAGUUGCCAGUGCCGGCGCAACUCAAGCCAGUGCGACCACCAGACAGGACUGUGCAGCUGUCACAGUGGAUGGACGGGGGCCCUGUGCGAUGCAACCUGUCCUGCAGGGACCUAUGGUGAAGGGUGUAACGGUGUCUGUGGGUGUCAGAAUGGAGCAUCUUGCCAUCAUGUAAAUGGUAGCUGCAGCUGUCAGCCAGGCUGGGAAGGCACGAUGUGCGAGAAUGCAUGCCAGGAAGGUUUCUACGGCAACGGAUGCUCAAAUACUUGUCAGUGCCAGAAUGGGGCCCACUGUGACAAAGAAACAGGUCACUGUUGGUGUACUGCUGGCUGGCAGGGCGAUACCUGUGGAGAACCUUGCCAGGGCAGCUAUGGCUUGGACUGUCGACAUCUCUGCCAGUGUCAGAAUAACGCUACCUGUGACCCGGUGAAUGGAGAGUGUAGGUGCACACCUGGCUGGAUUGGGGAAGUCUGCAAUCAACCUUGUGACCAGGGAUCCUAUGGCACCAACUGCAGCGCCACAUGCCUGUGCCUGAAUGGCGCCGUGUGCAACCACGUGACUGGGGCAUGCUAUUGCACAGAAGGUUUUAUAGGUGAACACUGCGGCGAGGUGUGCCCUGAGGGACACUACGGUCUGGGUUGUGCCUACUCCUGCUCCUGCUUGAAUGGUGCCAGCUGCAAUCCUGCAACUGGCCAGUGCCAGUGCACGGCAGGGUACACUGGCUACCAGUGCGGCCAGCAUUGUCCACAUGGCUACUUUGGGCUUGAGUGUCAGAGUAGUUGUGAGUGUGAGAAUGGCAUCUGCGACCACAUCAGUGGAUACUGCGCCUGCCACCCAGGUUGGCAAGGUGAUGCCUGCAUGGUGACCUGUGACACUGGCCACUACGGCGCGCAGUGCCAAGACCAGUGUGAGUGCCAUAAUGGCGCAACCUGCGACCAUGUGACAGGGGCGUGCACCUGCAGCGCCGGAUGGCAGUCAGAGCGGUGUGAUCUGGAGUGUGAUGUAGGCUUCUACGGCACAAACUGCGCUCUGGCCUGCCAGUGCCAGAACGGCGGGAUAUGCCAUCACGUGACGGGUGCGUGUAACUGCACGGCAGGCUAUGCCGGUGAUCUCUGUCAGGAGCAUUGUAGUGCGGGAACGUUUGGGGAAGGCUGCACUUUGACCUGCGCCUGUCUGAAUGGUGCCACUUGCCAUCACGUGACUGGCCUCUGCACCUGCGCCGACGGCUGGAUUGGAUCCACUUGCAAUCAGUCCUGCCCGGUGGGUUACUACGGUAACGGAUGCACGGCAGAGUGCCGAUGCCAGAAUGGGGCAACAUGCGACCACGUGACAGGAGACUGUUACUGCACCAGCGGUUGGCAGGGUGUGCAUUGUGAUUCACCUUGCGAUGAGGGUUGGUUUGGCCAAGACUGCUCAUUGGAGUGUUUCUGCUACAACGGAGCGUCCUGCCAUCACAUCUCAGGAGAUUGUCUCUGUGCUGACGGCUACAUUGGGAACCUGUGUGAACAGCCUUGUUCCCAAGGAGAGUAUGGACCAGACUGCAGUCUGGAUUGCGCCUGUGAGAACGGCGCCUCCUGCGACCACCGUAAUGGCAGCUGCACCUGUGGCCCUGGCUGGCUGGGAUCAACUUGCAACACCACCUGUCCUAGUGGGAUGUUUGGCAUGAGUUGUCUUUCCCAGUGCACAUGUCAGAAUGGUGCUCUCUGCGAUCCCGUGUCUGGUUACUGCCUCUGCCAGCCCGGUUGGGUCGGUGACUCCUGCGAGGAUGAAUGCAUGCAAGGUCAUUAUGGUCAGGAUUGCGGCUUCCUGUGCCUCUGCCAAAACGGCGCCCACUGUGACCCAGUCUCUGGGCUGUGCACUUGUGCAGCAGGCUACCGGGGAACGAUCUGCGAGGCGCUCUGUCAACAGGGCCGCUACGGUCAGGACUGCCAAGAGGUGUGCGCCUGCCAGAAUGGGGCACCAUGCGACCACGUCAAUGGCAUCUGCACGUGCCUGUCAGGCUACAUUGGCGAGACCUGCAAUGCGACUUGCCCAGAAGGGCAGUACGGCCACAGAUGUCUGCAGCAGUGCUUGUGCCAGAAUGAGGCUGGCUGCCAUCAUGUGGAUGGCACCUGUAACUGUACGGCUGGCUGGACUGGGUUGCUGUGCAGUGAAGCAUGCGAUGAUGGUUACUAUGGAUACCAAUGUAGAGAGCAGUGUAUGUGCCAAAACCAAGGGCUCUGCAAUCCUGUCAAUGGUGAAUGCACUUGCCAAGCAGGUUGGCAGGGUGACCACUGCGAGAGACCUUGUGACCCUGGUUACUAUGGCGACGGUUGCGCAUCACUGUCUGGCUGUCAGAACGGAGCCAUUACCCAUCACGUGACGGGAGUGUGCCACUGCAGUGCAGGGUGGACCGGGACAUUGUGUGACGAGCAGUGUCCGUCAGGUUUGUAUGGCAACCAUUGCAAUCAGACCUGUCUGUGUGAAAACGGAGCAACUUGCGACCACGUCAAUGGUACAUGCUACUGCUCAGAUGGAUAUGUUGGUGUCUUCUGCGACCAAGCUUGCGAACAAGGUUUCCAUGGACAAGACUGUGAGGCAGCCUGCCUUUGCCAGAACAAUGCCACCUGCGACCACGAGACGGGGAACUGUGCCUGCACGGACGGCUGGAUCGGCCCUGUCUGCAACACGACCUGCGAGGAGGGUUUCUACGGCCACCAGUGUGGGCAGGAGUGUCUUUGUGAGAACAGAGGGCUGUGCGAUCACGUGACAGGAGGGUGCUCUUGUGCCCCCGGAUACAUUGGGGAGUACUGCCAAGAGACUUGCCCUCGACCAGGUGAUGGGUAUGGCUCAGGCUGUCUGUCGCAGUGUGACUGCUUGAACAACGCCUUCUGCCAUCCCAUCAACGGCAACUGCUCCUGCACUCCGGGAUGGCUGGGCGACCGCUGCGGCGAUGCCUGCCCUGAAGGUUUUUAUGGCAACGGCUGCCAGCAUACCUGCGUCUGUCAGAACGGAGCGGACUGCGAUCAUGAGAGCGGAAAUUGCCUCUGCCAACCAGGUUGGAGAGGAGCGGUUUGCUCCGAGCCCUGCAGUCUUGGCACAUUUGGUCCCCACUGUGAGCAUGCCUGCACGUGCCAGAACGGAGCCGCUUGCCACCAUAUCAGCGGUUACUGCAACUGCACCGAUGGCUGGCAGGGCACCAGCUGCAACACGACAUGUGACAGCGGUGCGUACGGUUGGCGCUGCGGUCAGGAGUGCCAGUGCCAGAAUGGUGCUGCCUGCGAUCAUGUGACCGGAGCAUGUUCAUGCUUGCCAGGAUGGCAGGGCGAAUAUUGCGAUGAACUCUGCGAUUCUGGAUUCUACGGUGAGUCUUGUUCCCUGACCUGUAGCUGCAUGAACGGUGCCGAGUGUAACCCCUUCAAUGGUUCGUGUUCCUGCACAGCCGGCUGGACUGGUGCGUGGUGCCAGACCCGCUGCUCAGGUGGACAUUUUGGUGUUGACUGCCGCUACCUCUGUACAUGUCAGAAUGAUGGGACGUGCCAUCCAGAGACUGGUUACUGCACGUGUGCACCAGGCUGGCAGGGAGACUCAUGCCAGUACAGAUGCCCCCAGGGGUUCUAUGGGGAGAAUUGUCACUCUGUCUGUCCAUGCCAGAACGAGGGUGUUUGUCAUCACAUUACCGGUGCAUGCACCUGCCCAGCGGGAUGGAUUAGUGCUACUUGCAACACAUCAUGUCCUGAGGGCACCUACGGCAUCGGUUGCGCCUCCCAGUGCAUUUGCCAUAACAACGCAUCCUGUGAUCCCCAGAGUGGGCAUUGCUUUUGCAAAGCUGGUUUUUACGGUACUCUCUGUGAGUCCAAUUGUUCAGCGGGAUAUUAUGGAAGCUACUGCCUACAGAAGUGCACGUGCAAGAACGGGGCGAUCUGUGAUAAGGUAGACGGUCACUGCACAUGCUCAGAGGGUUGGCAAGGCAGCAACUGCAGCGCGCCAUGCGACGAGGGUUCCUACGGCACUGACUGCCAGAACGUAUGUGAUUGCCAGAACAACGCUACUUGCCAUCACAUCACGGGGGCUUGCCUUUGUCAGCCAGGAUGGGAAGGAGACAAAUGCCAGCUCUCCUGCCCUGAGGGAAUGUACGGCCAGUCAUGUGGUCUCAGCUGCGCUUGUGUCAAUCACGUCAAAUGCAAUCCAGUAGAUGGCAGCUGCACAUGCCUGCCAGGAUACCAGGGAGGAAUGUGCCAAUACUUAUGUGAAGAGGGAAGUUACGGCCAGGACUGCCUGGCAACAUGCCAGUGCGUCCACGCCUCGCACUGCAUCCCACAAACUGGGGCCUGCCAGUGCAGCGAUGGUUGGGUCGGGGAGCUGUGCGACACGGCCUGUGAGGGAGGCACCUACGGCCCGCAGUGCUCGCUGUCCUGCACCUGCCAGAACAACGCCACCUGUGAUCAUGUGACCGGAGAGUGUGACUGCACUCCAGGCUGGAUGGGGACGACAUGCAACGAGACCUGCUGGGAAGGUAUGUAUGGCCAGAAAUGUUUGGAAUCCUGCCCGUGCAUGAACGGUGCCCAGUGCAAUCACAUCACUGGUGCGUGCACCUGCCAAGCGGGAUGGAUCGGGGCCAAUUGCGAGCAGUCAUGCCCCAAGGGGAGGUACGGCGACGGCUGCCAACUGGACUGUGCAUGUCUGAAUGGCGCAGGGUGCAAUCCGGCCACGGGGGCAUGUCACUGUGCCCCCGGGUGGGAGGGCGACAUUUGCUCGUCACCCUGUAUCCAAGGCAGCUAUGGAGACCAGUGCUCCCUGACGUGCCUGUGCGAGAACAAUAGCACCUGUGAUCAUGUGACAGGACAUUGCACCUGUACGGAUGGUUGGACUGGCUGGCAUUGCAACCAGCCCUGCCCGCCUGGGUUCUACGGCCUUGAGUGUCAAUACACCUGCGGCUGCUUCCAUGGCUCCUGCGACCACGUCACGGGACUGUGCUCCUGCAGUGCGGGCUGGCAGGGGGACACCUGCGUGGUGCCCUGCAACGGCAGUUACUAUGGCAACAACUGCCAGCAGGAGUGCCCAUGCCAAAACGGUGCCACGUGCCACCCGGUCAACGGCACCUGCUGGUGCCCAGCCGGCUGGACGGGCGUCUUCUGCCAGAGCACCUGCGAGUGGGGGUUCUACGGCCUGGACUGCACGUUACAGUGCCCCUGCCCCAGUGGGACGUGCGACCCGAGGAAUGGGACCUGUCUUGAGCCACCGGAGUGUGCGGAGAACCGCUGGGGGCCUGACUGCGAGCACACUUGUGUGUGUUACAACGGCGCUGUCUGCAAUCAGACCAACGGGAAGUGUCUAUGCAAGGAAGGAUAUAGCGGAGACAAGUGUCAAUUCCAAUUGCCCACACAGAAACCAGUAAUUACCUUUGACGGCAAUCGAACUGCGGCUGACAGUGGAGAGAACACCAAGCCCUACAACAAGCGUGACGUAGCCAUCUUUGCGUCAUCCCUUGGUCUUGGACUGAUUGGCCUCAUCAUUAUCAUAGCAUGUCUUGUCAGACGACGACAACGUCAAAAGCAAUUAAAUAUCCCGAAGUUAUCUGAAGCUGAUCUCAUGGCGAGCCGAGGUCGAAUAUUGUCAGUCAGCAGUGAGACCACCAAUGAAAACAGGAAUCUACUCAAGGCCAGAGAGAAGAAAUCCAAGAAAACGUUUGAGCCCAAGCCUUCACACACGAACGGCAAUCAAGCCUGGAUGUUUGAGAACCCUCUCUUUGGGGAUGGUGAAGCCUUAAAAUAAAACACAUGGCUGACGGCAAACAAACGGUUGCAGUUUAUAUCAAGGGUAGACUCUUACUUUUUGCUGUGUCCCAGAGCCCAUUUUUUGCCAACCAGUGGUCAGCAAAACCAAGUUUUUAACUUUUGGCCUCCCUUAAUUUGGCCAUCCACAAAGGAAUGUCUGCAUGUGAUGCUCAUGAUAUUAAAGGGCCAGAGGUUUACUAUCCAUGGUGCUUCCUUCUCGCAGCCAAAUAUUUACAUGUACAUGUUGUAAAGGACAGAAAGCAUAUUGGGCCUAACAGUCACAACAUAAACAUGUCUGGAUUGAUAAUCAUAAACGCGUGUACAUUGCAUUAUCAUCUUACCACCUCUACAAGCUUGUUAAUAAGAUGGUUUAUCUAUAGCCGUACUUGCUCCAAGGCUGGUUAAUGUGUCCAAAGAGUUAUAAGAAUAAUAGAAACUGAAGGAUUAGGCUCGGCUGUGGGUUAACAUUUCAGUACGGGCAUUCAUAUUUUGUGUUCCUUUCCUGAUUUCAUACAGAGCAUGACACAAAUUGUGUAUAAUGUGUAUCAUCAGGGGAUGUUGUCUGUCGAUUGGUCAAGAGAGUAUCAGGUGACACUUUUGUUAUUUAAAUUUCAAUACACAUCAAAACAAACUAUACCACAACAACUCGCAUUCAGAAAAGUGCUGAAGACGUAGCAACCAAAGAACUACAGCUCUAGUAAGAAAAGUGUCCGUGUUUUUACGUACAAAAGUGUAUUGUUGGUUUUUUGUCGACACACUACAGAGGUACGUGUCAAUGGGAACAUUUCGUUUCAGGGUCCAGACGAUGAAACUUUCUCACACACCCUUUCUGUGUAACUGAUUCCACUUUUUCAUAUCUACAAGGUGUGUGAUAUCCUCUUUGGGGCUAUCAGCGUAUGUGAGAAAGGGUGCACUGUUUUUAAACAUUGCAAAUUGUCUGCUUUUCUAGACACCAGGAGUGCCGGUUGCUUGGAUGUCACUCGAGGAAGACACUGGUCAGUUUAGGUUUUCUGUUCAACCUGUGAACCUUAAUCUGCUCAUGGAAACAUUUCACAGAGACCGUUGCUUGUUGGCUCAUGGUCAUGAACGCAUGCCAAACCAACAAUGCAUCUCCUAAAGAAAUUUGAAAUUUUGAACAGCAAAAUGGAAAGAACUUCCAGCAGGUUUUUGUUCACAGAUCGAUGCAACAUUGGCGUUUUCUCCCACGAAUGACUUCACAAUUUUGCUCAUGGAUAUGGCAAUUUACAUUACCAUUAAUCAGAAUGCGCCAAAAUACCCUUUAAAACAGCAAAACAAAAAUCAGAAAUAAGAUUGCUUCAAACACAUAGAUGUGUUUCCCGGGAGAACAGUAAACAAACCGUAUUGCAUGGACCCCUGAAAGGGAGUUUUCAGUCUUCUCUUUCAUCAGGAAAAAAAGGUUUUUGGCGGGAGAUCUUUUUGUUAGGAUCCACUCUCACCUUCUGAAAGACUAACUUCGUUUUCCAAAGCACUUUUUGAGUAGUUUAAUGAUAGAUUUAUCAAAACUGAGCAAUCGACACAUCAAUCAGUUAAACUUGUAAUUAAAUUUACGUAGUUGUCACAGUCCUUUAUAUCUCUUUGUCACAGCCGUUUGACUCGAGCGAAUUUGAUUCAAUUUUGAACUACAUGUAGGGCCUACUUGACAAUCCUACCAAUCCAAUGGCAGUAUAUCAAUGCGGAAACUUAAAUUUAAGUCUUUAACUUAGAGGAUUUUUUCCAGUCAUUGAGAAGUGUGUCUGAGUUUCAUGUUUGCUAAAGGUGUGCGUAACGUGGAGGUGAAAAGUUAAGUUUUUUAUUAUCUUUGCAGAAAUGUGGAAGUUGUUUGAACUUCUUGGAAGUUCUUGUAUGUAGAUUUGAGGUUGCAGUUUCACUAGUCGUAAUGUUUAACAAGUCUUUCCCAAGUUCAAAUUUGUAAAUAUCACUGACGCUUUCCGCUUCAAAAACUGUGACAAUUUGUGUUAGCUUUGCUUAUCACAGCUUGGAUUCCUUUUAAUAGGUAUAUGAUACGUGGCCCGUUACAUUUUGGUUUGGAUUUCUUUGACCACAGAGAAACAGAGUUUCCAAAAGAGAAUAGACAUGUAAAAAAGGACCGAGGUAGGCCGAAACCGUUCAAAAAGACUUGCCUUGCUAUUUCAAGUUGACUACUCCAAAAUUUUGAUUUAUGACGUCGACAUCGCAAAAGGAAUGCGUUGCCUUUAAAAAAAUGGGUUUUGUAGUUACUGAUCUUAAAUGAUUAUAACGAGGCUAGCUUAAAUAUUCUGCUGUUUUAUGUCAAUAAGGGAAUGGUGAAGAGUGUUAGUGGUAGAGUACGCAGUGUAAUAAACUAAAUUUUGCUGUUUUUCAACCGUUUUGUCCAAGCAUCCGUAUAAUUAUUUCCAAAGUUUCAAUCUUGGUCACUGCUAAAGUGAUUUUAAGUGGAUGGAGUAUUCUAGGUGUCCAUUUCGAGAAGUCUUUGACAGAGAUUGAUAGGUCAAGCACUUACCCCUGUCCAAGUCAUAUAUGACACUUGUCUUCUAGCUUAAGUACAAAAGAUGAUGUCAGACAUAAUCUAUCCAUUACAGGUUUAAUCGUUCUGGGAUUCGUCUGUGCCACCCCACUCACACGUCGGCUUCGAUAAAGACAGUCAUUUAUUCCAAAUUCAAUCCACUGUUAUAAUGCUAAUCCACUGUUACAACUAUUUAUUUGGAUACCCCCCGACACACUUUCCUUGGUAAUAACAGGGUGAGAAUAUGCAAUAUCAGUUAGGAAAUUAUUGUCUUUGUAGACUGUGAUUGCCAUUUAUGUUACUUUAAUGCAAUCUUCUUGUUUUGUUAUUGAGUGUGAUUGUAAUAUUGAUGAAUGCAACAACUUACUGUUUGCAACAAGCCAAUGGAAAGUAAAUUUCUUUGUGAGUUUUGGCAUGGACAAUAAUAAAUUUGAAUCUUGUUGA